Carassius carassius (crucian carp) is the source of this 894-nucleotide messenger RNA. RefSeq lists its product as uncharacterized. The transcript has 6 exons. NCBI's taxonomy places the organism in Eukaryota, Metazoa, Chordata, Actinopteri, Cypriniformes, Cyprinidae. The record is from RefSeq and is a predicted model, not a curated record. Bases 1 to 894 code for a protein of 297 amino acids.
AUGGGGAAAUCGAGGAAAAAGAAAAAAGAGGAGGCUGGAUCAGAAACAAGAGCUAGAAUUGAUGAAUCAGAGAUUGAAGAUGAAAGUGAUGAGAUGGGUUGGACACAAGUGGACGGAGGGAGAAUAAAAAGUGUUGAAAAAGCAAAUAAUAAGAGGAAGAAAGAUAAUGAAGAUGAUUCAGUAGCGUUUGGCCUGCAGUGCAUAAGUCCUGGCACUUUUUUCCGCCAUCAGCGCUAUUACACUAUCCCUACCAUCGUGCAGGCCUGGAGGAAUGAGCAGAGUGGGAUCAUCAGGGAGUUGAAGGAGACUGGGGGUGGAUUGAUCCUGUCUGGUGACUGCAGAUCAGAUUCUCCUGGACACUGUGCCAAGUAUGGUAGCUACUCCUUGAUUGAGGAUCGAAUUAACAAAGUUUUGGAUGUUCAGCUUGUCCAAAGCUCAGAAGUCCCAAGCAGCUCUUGGUGUGAGCUAGAGGGUCUAAAGCGGAGUAUGCAGUUCCUGAUGGACCAAGACAUGCAAGUGUCUGCUCUGAUAACAGACAGAAAUCGGCAGGUGGCCAAGUGGGUACGUGAGAAAAUGUGUUCAGAAGGAACAAAGCAUUUCUUUGACGUCUGGCAUAUUGGGAAAAGUGUACAGAAAGCACUGGAUGCUGCUGCAAAAGAGAGGGACUGUGAGGAUCUGAAGCUGUGGAGGCCUGCCAUUAUCAACCAUCUCUACUGGACCGCAGCUUCCACCCCUACAGGAGAUCCAGAUGAGAUGCAGGCAAAAUGGCAGAGUAUGAUAAAUCAUGUACAGGACAUACAUGAACACAGCUCUCCAGCAUUUCCCAGCUGCGCACAUCCACCGUUGGAAGGAGAGGCAAGAAACAAGGAGUGGCUGGAACCAGGUACAACAUAA